Messenger RNA from Effrenium voratum, 1512 nucleotides. The record is from the annotation of a GenBank genome assembly. NCBI's taxonomy places the organism in Eukaryota, Dinophyceae, Suessiales, Symbiodiniaceae.
AUGCAGCUGGCAUGCAUUGCGCGCUCUGAGGUGAGCGAGAAGGACGCGGAGCAGCUGGGGCGGCUGCAGAGCACCGGGGAGGUGUACCGGGAGCUGAGCCUCAACGCCGCCUCCCAGGAGCACCGGCUCAAGACCUACGGCUGUGUGCGGGAGAACACUGGCUACGACACCACGGACCCAUGGCUUUGCGACGAUGCGAUGGAGACCCUUUGCGCGCUGAGACCAGGCUCCUUGGUCACCAUAGCUGGCACGGAGGAUCUCUGCGCAUUCUUGGGGGCGUCGCCCUACACAGAUGGCUUCAUGCUGGUUCGCCACUUGGAGUCCUUGCGGACCAUCAGCCUGGCGGGGGAUUCCCUGGUGCCCGUCACCAGUCCUCCGCCUCAGCCUGGCGACCAGGCCGUCUUCGUGGGCUUGGACAAAGCCCUGAACGGCUGGCCCUGCCGCUGCGGGCCGCGCGGUGAGAAGCCCACGUGCCAAGGCGCUGGCGAUCGGGGGCGGUGGUUUUGGGUGCUCUACACGCGACAGGACACCAACGGCAGGAAUACCUUGGAGAACAAGUCCAUGCUGCUGGUCCACGAAGUGAACCUGGCGGUGAUCCCCGGUCGCCCGGCGCGCGCGCAGCUUUCGGCCCCUCUGGACGCGGAUGUGCCAAGAGCGCUGCUGCAGCCACUGGCCUUCGGCAAGCAGGAGGAGGAUGCCUUGCACUUUGCCCAGCAGCAAGUGCGGGAGAUGUUGGCGAGCGCAGCUCCGAAGCCAGGCCUCGAGGCGGAGGCGCUGGCGGAGCUGCGGGCGGAGCUCCGCAGCUGCGGGGAGCACCGGGACCUCCAAGGGUCUGACAACCUUGUCGCAGUGAUCCAGCCCCGCAGCCUUGAUGAAAUGAUCAAGGACGAGGAGCUGGAGCUGCGGCAGCGCGAGAAGGACCAGGAGUUCUUGCGCAGGCAGCGUGCCAGAGCCAAGAGGAAGGCCAACGAUGCGGCGGUCAAAGCCAUUUGCGACGCUGAGCUUUCAGCCACGGCCAAGGUGGCUGAGGCCAGUGAGCGAUGUGACGCUGCGAAGGCCAAGGAUCCCGCAGCCAAGCCCAAGCCCAAAGCAAAGGCAAAAGCGAAGGCCAAGGCCAAGGCCAAAACAAAAGCGAAAGCCAAGGCUAAAGCAAAGGCCAAGGCCAAGGCUAAAGCAAAGGCCAAGGCCAAGGCUAGAGCAAAGGCCAAGGCGAAGGCAGAAGCGUUGGCCAAAGAAGCCAAGGCUGCCAACGAAGACCAAGGAGAGGUUCAAGGUGUCGAAGGCCGAGCGGCGCCCAACGAGCUGGAAGCCCCUGCUGACGUCUUCGCCCUCUGGAAGCGUUUGCGUCGCAAGCGUCGGCGGGGCAGAUUUCGUCUGUGCUACAAGCAGCCUCCGCCUGCCAGCUACAGGCUUGAAAUGCGAGGAAGCUCAGCUUGUACUCCUAUGCCAGUGGAAAGUGCACGGCGGCUGCGGCGGGUGCUGGUCCGGCUCCGCGGCAAGCAGAGCCAGUAG